Molecule: messenger RNA, 954 nt
Organism: Phodopus roborovskii (desert hamster)
Lineage: Eukaryota; Metazoa; Chordata; Mammalia; Rodentia; Cricetidae
Product: olfactory receptor 8H1
Exons: 1
Coding region: 1-954 (317 amino acids)
Biological process (GO): sensory perception of smell; G protein-coupled receptor signaling pathway
Cellular component (GO): membrane
Molecular function (GO): olfactory receptor activity; G protein-coupled receptor activity; odorant binding
Source: RefSeq, a predicted model, not a curated record
AUGCACACUUGGAAUUACACAAAUGAGCCUGACUUCAUUCUAAUGGGAUUAACAGAUUCCAAAGAGAUCCAGCUGGUCCUCUCUGUGAUGUUUCUUCUGAUAUACAUGGUCACUGUGCUGGGAAACAUGGGCAUGAUACUGAUUAUUCGUCUAGAUGUCCAACUUCACACUCCUAUGUAUUUCUUCCUAACCCACCUGUCAUUCCUUGAUCUCAGUUAUUCAACUGUCAUCACACCUAAAACUUUAGAGAAUCUGCUAACUUCCACCAAGAUUAUUUCCUUUACCAGCUGCCUUACUCAGAUGUAUGUUUUUGUCCUCUUAGCUGCUGCAGAAUGUUUCCUUCUUGCUUCAAUGGCCUAUGAUAGAUAUGUAGCGAUUUGUAACCCUCUACAAUAUCCAGUUAUCAUGUCCACAAGAGUCUGCAAGACCCUCCUUACUUGUUGCUAUAUGAUUGGAACUAUGGACUCCACUGUUAAUAUCCUUUGUAUGAGCACCAUACAUUUCUGCAGAUCCAAGGUAAUCCAUCAUUUUUUUUGUGACACAUCUCCAAUUUUAGCACUGUCUUGCAAUGACACACAUAACAUUGAAAUCAUUAUAUUCAUCUUUGCUGGUUUCACCUUAAUGGUGUCUCUUAUUACAAUAUCUGCAUCCUAUGUGUCCAUUCUCUUUACUAUUUUGAAGAUCCAUUCCACUUCAGGAAAGCACAAAGCUUUCUCUACCUGUGCCUCUCAUCUCUUGGGAGUCACUAUCUUCUAUGGGGCUUUAAUAUUUACUUAUUUGAAGCCAAGUAAGUCCUAUUCCUUGGGAAAGGAUCAAGUGGCUUCUGUUUUCUAUACUAUUGUGAUCCCCAUGCUGAAUCCACUCAUUUAUAGUCUCAGAAAUAAAGAAGUGAAAAAUGCUGUCAGCCGGGUUAUAAAGAAGUGGGGGAACUCAAGGCACUUAAAUUCACAUUGA